Molecule: messenger RNA, 984 nt
Organism: Haemonchus placei
Lineage: Eukaryota; Metazoa; Nematoda; Chromadorea; Rhabditida; Trichostrongylidae
Source: the annotation of a GenBank genome assembly
AUGGUAGGAAGAUUUCCUGAAGAAAAUGGGUCAUGUAAGGUUGUCAAAGAAGAGGGGCUUGCUACCGCCAUUUCACCUGCUGAGGGUGCUGAAGGCAGACCAGGAGCUUCCAAGGAAGAGGGGCGUCCGAUCACCAUUUCGCCUGCAGAGGGCGCUCUGCUCAAACCUGGAGCUCCCAAGGAAGGAGAACUUGCGAGCGCAGCUGGGCCUGCGGGUGCAGAAGGCAGACCUGGAGCUCCCAAGGAAGGAGAACUUGCAACCGCCGUUGGGCCUGAGGGUGCAGAAGGCAGGCCUGGAGUUCCCAAGGAAGGAGAACUUGCGACAGCCGUCGGGCCUGAGGGUGCAGAAGGCAGGCCUGGAGUUCCCAAGGAAGGAGAACUUGCGACCGCCAUUACGCCUGAGGGUGCAGAAGGAAGACCCGGAGUUCCCAAGGAAGAAGGGCUUGCUGCCGGUGUUAGGCCCUCCCCUGGAUUUCCUGCUCCUGCUCCUGGUGCAGAGCGCUCACCUGCAGUUGCUAAGGAGGAAGGACUCGCUGCCGUUACUGAACCCUCACCUGGAGCUCCUAAGGAGAAAGAACGCGCUGCCGAAGUUGCUGGACCCACACCUGGUGUACCUCCUUCUACUACUGAGCGCUCACCUGAGGUUGCUAGGGAAGGACUUGCUGCCGCCGCUGGUCCUGCUGCCGGUACUGACCGCUCACCUGGUGUUCCCGUUCCUUCUUCUGAUCGCUCGCCCGGAGCUCCCAAGGAAGAAGCUGAGGCUGUUCGGGCACCAAGAACCGCUAGAGCAGCUGCCGGUAUGCCAGAUGAAGGAGAACUCAAAACGGCUACUCCAAUGGAGCCUGAAGAAAGAGUUGCCACUGCUUUCGCCCCCGAAGGCGUCGAGGGCAAACCGGGAGCUCCCAAGGUAAUUUUCCCAGACAGGCGACUGGGUUCUCACCGUUCUCUAAGCAGACGGGAGAUGUACUCGAAAACGAAGGAAUGA